Molecule: messenger RNA, 997 nt
Organism: Annulohypoxylon truncatum
Lineage: Eukaryota; Fungi; Ascomycota; Sordariomycetes; Xylariales; Hypoxylaceae
Product: signal recognition particle 9 kDa protein-domain-containing protein
Exons: 2
Coding region: 204-725 (173 amino acids)
Biological process (GO): SRP-dependent cotranslational protein targeting to membrane
Cellular component (GO): signal recognition particle, endoplasmic reticulum targeting
Source: RefSeq, a predicted model, not a curated record
AUCACCAAAACGUAUUCGUUCGUUUAGUGGAUAGCGCCAAAAUUCAGGUCCAACUCCAACUCCAACUUCACGAUCAACUUCGACAGCACGAGACCACGAGCCUGCUACUAGCGCUGUGGGGAAAACGACUACAACUAUAAGAUCGGGACAUCGGCGAAUAUUAUCACAAGCAACAAGCGCAAAACUCGGCGGCAUAAGAAACAAUGCCGUACUACGCAACGAGCCAGGAAUGGCUGCACCAGUCAUCGCUGCUCAUCGAGGCGCGGCCAAGCACCACACGCAUCACAACCACAUACGGCAUCCUGAAACCCAAAUCCCGCCGGAUAAAAAAGGGCACCACCUCUACCACCGAUCAACCCGCUUCUUCGACGACGGCAACGGCGCCCCGCCGCUCCCUAACCCUGAAGACGUACGACCCGCACUCGGGCGCGUGCCUCAAGUACCGCACGACCAAGGCGGCCGAGGUGUCGCGGCUGAUCCUCAGCCUGGGGCAGCCGCUCGGCGCGCGCAUGGCCGCGCUGCCGCUGCCCGAGGCCGCGGACGAGGUCAUGUUCGACGUCGGCGCUACGCCUGCGGAGGAGAAGGGCGAGGCGGCGGUAAGCGGAAGUGCGGGUGCGAAGGUUGAGAGUAAGGGCGAGGGAAAGAGUGAAGGGAAGGCGCAGGGUGGAGGAAGUGGUGCUGGUGGAGGCGGGGGCAAGGGGAAGAAGAAGCGUGGGAAGAAAUGAGUUGGAGACGUCAAGGGGGAAAGGAAAAUGAAAGGGGGGAGUAUGUGGUGGCUCUCUUUGAUGGAAGGGAUAUUAAGGUUACGGUCGAGAUCCUGAAUUGUUAACUCUUUGUUGCGUAUGAUAGCAACAUUACCUCUGUAAGGAACCUCCUUGAGCAAGAACCAGGCAUUUUGGCAUAUAGCCAUGAAUACGAACAGGGGGUCGAGCCAAAGCCUACGGAUAUCUAAAACACAUGACACCAAGUCAAAGUCACUGAAUCAAGACUGCAUAGG